This is a messenger RNA of Chara braunii, 1529 nucleotides long. Lineage: Eukaryota; Viridiplantae; Streptophyta; Charophyceae; Charales; Characeae. The record is from the annotation of a GenBank genome assembly.
ACUUCCAAUGGAUGCCCCUUCCCCCGUCCGGUUGAUUGUCGAAACCGCAUUGCAACGUGCUCAUGGCACAAUUGCGGGAUUACUUGCACACUGCAGUACCAACUCUGUUGACGGAUGCUGGAGUAGAGGUUGUCGACCUUCACGCCUACAUUGCGAAGAUCGACCGCGACUUCAAGAUACAACGGUACGACGACAUCGACUCUCCAUUGUUGUACAUACACAUUCAGAUCGGAGAGGCGACUUGCAACGCUUUGAUCGAUUGCGGAGCUACUCGCAACUACACGAGCCAAGACUUUAUGGUACGCGUUGGCCUUGGGCCACACGUUCGGAGGAAGUCGCAACCCACACAAGUCACGUUGGCCGACGGUCACACGCACAAGUCAAUCGACCGGUGCAUUGAUGUCGUCCAUGUGUACUUUGCCCCGCAUGCAAGCGAGGGUAUGUCCUUCGAUAUUUUGGACACCAAGUUCAACAUGAUCUUGGGCAUGUCAUGGCUGCGAGGCGAGGAUCACCCGGUGAACUUCUACCGCCUCAUUGUUCACGUUCGUGAUCGGAACGGAGUACUAGUCCCAUGCACGGUGCCUCCUCCUCACCCUUCGAUCAGGUGCCACGUGGUAUCCGCCGCAAGCAUUCGUGCUUCCAUCAUCCGGGAUGACAUCGAGGAGAUGGGGGGGUGUUUUCUCCACGCCCUCCCGCCCCAAGACAUUCCAUCGAUGGACUCACCAUCGGACCCACGCAUCACCGAGCUUCUCGAUGCCUACGACGACGUGUUCGAAACACCACACGGAGUAUUACCGGAUCAGGCCAUCCGCCACGAGACCAUCCUCGAAGACGGGGCCGUACCUCCGCGUGGUUGCAUCUACUGCAUGAGCGAGGAAGAGUUAAGUAUGCUAAGGGCACAACUCGACGAUCUUCUCGAGAAAGGCUGGAUUCGGCCUAGCUCUUCACCAUACGGUGCUUCCGUUCUCUUCGUCCGGAAGAAGAACAAGGAGUUACGGUUGUGCAUCGAUUAUCGCAAGCUCAACGCACAAACCGUCAAGAACGUCGGCCCUCUUCCGCGCAUCGACGACCUCCUCGAACGACUGGGUGGCGCCAAGUUAUUUUCCAAGCUUGACCUCAAAUCGGGAUAUCACCAACUCGAGAUCCGGCAGGAGGACCGCUACAAGACCGCGUUUAAGACUCGAUAUGGGCAUUUCGAAUCGCUGGUUAUGCCUUUUGGCCUUACGAAUGCCCCGACCACAUUCCAAGCGGCUAUGACAAUGGAUUUCCGACACAUGCUGGAUAGAUUCGUACCCAUGUACCUCGACGACAUCUUGGUGUACAGCCGGAGUUUGGACGAGCAUGUCGAGCACCUGUGCACCAUUUUGGAGCGACUACGACAAGCCAAGUACAAAGCCAACUGCGACAAAUGCGAAUUCGCGCAGCAAGAGCUGGACAUUAUGUGACAGUGUGACACCGAAAGACAUCCGUCCGCUUGCGGACAAGAUCGAGGUCAUCCGCGUAUGGCCCGAGCCCACCAACACCACGAA